This is a messenger RNA of Athene cunicularia (burrowing owl), 6608 nucleotides long. RefSeq names its product TGF-beta activated kinase 1 (MAP3K7) binding protein 3 (gene TAB3). Gene Ontology annotation, cellular component: extracellular exosome. Gene Ontology annotation, molecular function: ubiquitin binding. The transcript is spliced from 7 exons. Lineage: Eukaryota; Metazoa; Chordata; Aves; Strigiformes; Strigidae. Bases 163 to 2205 code for a protein of 680 amino acids. The record is from RefSeq and is a predicted model, not a curated record.
AAAAACCCAGACCUUAAAUAGUACUGAAGUUGGGUUACAAUAAUAGAAAACUGGUGAUGUGAAAUAGUAAUUAAGAAAAUGCCAGAAGCCUCAGAAGACCAUAAUCAUUGGAAGGCCUGUUGACUUCCAUUUUCUGGUAAUCUGGAACAUCAUCAGUCUGGCAUGGCGCAGGGCAGUCAACAACUCGAUGUGCAGGUACUCCAUGAUCUCCGACAACGUUUCCCUGAGAUACCUGAAGGGGUGGUGUCUCAGUGCAUGCUUCAGAACAACAACAACCUAGAUGCCUGUUGUCGAGCCCUCGCCCAGGAGAGCAACAAAUACUUAUAUAUGGAGUACCAUAGCCCCGAUGACAGCAGAAUGAAUAGAAAUAGCCUUUUGCACAUUAAUCUGGGUAUUCAUCCUCAUACCAGCUAUCAUGCAGGGGAUGGAGCUCAACUUAAUGGUGGUCGUACACUGGUACACAGUUCAAGUGAUGGACAUAUUGAUCCACAACGCACAGCAGGUAAACAGCUGAUAUGCUUAGUUCAAGAACCACAUUCUGCUCCCGCUGUUGUGGCAGCUUCUCCUAGUUACAAUCCAUUUUUCAUGAAUGACCAGAAUAGAAAUGCAGCUACUCCUCCUCCACAGCCACCUCCACAGCCAUCUUCCAUACAACCAGGAAUGAACACGUCUGCUAUGCAAGGCCCUCCUCCCACGUAUAUGCACAUACCUCGGUACAGUACAAAUCCCAUUACUGUUACAGUAUCACAAAACCUCCCCUCUGGACAGAGCGUACCCAGAGCUCUACAAAUUCUUCCACAGAUUCCAAGCAAUCUUUAUGGGACUCCUGGCUCUAUUUAUAUACGACAGACAUCUCAGAGUUCUUCAGGACGACAGACUCCUCAGAAUACACAGUGGCAUUCAUCGCCACAGGGCCCAGUUCCACAUUAUACUCCCCGUCCUCUACCUGUGUAUCCCCAUCAACAGAACUACCAACCUUCUCAGUAUUCUCCUAAACAACCCCAGAUCCCUCAGUCAGCUUUUCGAUCACCACCGGCAUCCCAGUGUCCCUCUCCCUUUGGCUCUCCUCAACACCAAGUUCAGCCUCCUCAGUUGGGCCAUCAGAGUUCACACGUUUUCAUGCCUCCUAGUCCUUCAACUGUCCCACCCCAUCCAUAUCAGCAAGCAUCCCAGACUUUUCAAAAACAAGGCGGUCACUCUGUAUCAUAUCUUCCUCCUUUUGCUGGACCUAGUUUAUCCAAAGGUUCCAUGAAUAAAAUAGAAAUUACAGUUGAGCCACCACAGAGACCUGGGACUGCAAUGAACAGAAGUCCUUCACCGAUAAGUAAUCAACCAUCUCAGCGAAACCAGCACCCGCUGUAUACAACCACUACUCCUCCUUCAAGCUCUCCAUCAAGAGGUAUGUCGGGUCAACCCAAACCUCCAUUUAGUGUUAAUCCAGUAUAUAUUACCUACACUCAACCAACUGGACCUACAGGUGCACCAACACAGUCUCCUCGGGUAAUGGUAUCUCAGCCGAACCCAACUAUUUUUAAAAUCACAGUAGGUCGAGCACCGACUGAGAAUCUUUUAAAUUUAGUGGACCAAGAAGAGCGUUCUGCAGCACCAGAACCUAUUCAGCCUAUUUCUGUAAUCCCAGGAUCUGGAGGAGAAAAAGGAAGCCAUAAGUAUCAGAGAAGUUCUAGUUCUGGAUCAGACGACUAUGCUUACACACAAGCCUUGCUGUUACAUCAACGAGCAAGGAUGGAGAGAUUAGCAAAGGAACUGAAACUUGAGAAAGAAGAGCUCGAACGCCUGAAGUCUGAAGUCAAUGGUAUGGAGCACGAUCUAAUGCAGAGACGGCUUCGAAGAGUUAGCUGUACAACUGCAAUUCCAACACCUGAGGAAAUGACCAGGUUGAGAAGCCUCAACAGACAGCUCCAGAUAAAUGUUGACUGUACACUGAAAGAAGUUGAUCUCCUUCAAUCUAGAGGGAACUUUGAUCCGAAAGCCACAUGUAACUUCUAUGAUAACAUAGAGCCUGGUCCUGUUGUGCCACCAAAGCCAUAUAAAAAGGAGCAUCAAAACAGCUCCAAACAGACUCCACGGACUCAGCCAAGAGAUGAAGACUUUGAAGGGGCUCCAUGGAAUUGUGAUAGCUGCACCUUUCUAAAUCACCCAGCACUAAAUCGCUGUGAGCAGUGUGAAAUGCCACGAUACACCUGAAAAUCAGGAAGGGGCUGCAUUGAGUUGAAAACAGGCUCUCAAGCCAACAGCUGUAGGAGAAGGAAACAUGGGGAACCUUUCAGUCCAUCUGCCCGGCCUUUGCCAGUCAACAAUCUUCAUAUUGCAAGGGGUGGGAGUAAUGUGUUCAGAUGUUUCUGCUUGUGCUACACUAUAAAUAAAUAAAGGGUAAAAUUCUUUCUUAUCCCAUUGCUUUGAGCAAAGCAGAAAACGAAACCUGAAAAAGUAAAAGGAUUAAUUUUGGGAAGAAUGUAUACAGGAAAGCAAAUAACUACUGGUAUUUAGUCCUGUGGUUAUAGUUACUGCUUAGUGGCUCAAAAAACCCCCCAAUAAACUGUUUUGUUUUGGGUUUUUUUUUAAGAAAUUGUAGGACUCUUAGUAAUGGUGUGAAAUGUUACACUUAACCAGAAAAACUGAAGAGCCAGAGCUGACUUAACCUGGCCACUGCUAGCUGGAAAACAAAGGAUCCCUGUGCUUCUAGAUUGUAAGCUACUGAAAAAGAAGACAGGUAAAUUCAAGGAAUUUUUGCAAUGUAUCAAAAGCAAGGAGAAGGGUAUUUGUAACUGCUGCUUUUUUUCAGGGUAACUUAUGUCUACAAAAAAUUGCUGUUUGAAAUAGUAACCUAAGGUGACUAAAUGAGAUGCCGUAUGAGUGUUACAGAGAGUUUAAUCAGAGGUAAUUUUUUACAAUCCCUUUUGCUUGUACAGUGCUCACCUGGCUGUGUCAACACUGGUAAUAAACUAAGAAUGAAUUCUACCAUACUACGGAUGAAAAUACUGCUGCAUGCUUUCAAUAGGCCGUCGUGUUUCAAAGCUAAAAGUAUGCUUUUAUAUACAACAAUCUUCUAAGCCUGUGCUGUGUGGCAGCACAGUGACGUAUGCCAAACACAGACUACUCCAAAUUUCAUUUGAAAACUUGAGCUCAGCCAUGGUUGUGUAUGAGAAGAGUUUGUACCCAGUUCCUUAGGCCUUUUCAGCUUCCAAUUUGUGAAGAAUUCAUGAUGUUUACAGCACAGAAGGUACUUUGUGCCCCAGUUCAAAGUUAGCUGAAAAAUAAUGAAUCAGCUCUUCAGUAAAGGUUUAUUUGCACAUUGUUAAUAAACCAGCCUGUAUAAAAUAGCAGAUGCCAGAUCUUGAAAAAUUACACACUGCAUUCUUUUUAUUUUGUUCAGGAAAUAUUUGCUGUAGGUUGAAGAACACAAGACUUGCAACUGAAAAUCAUACUGGUACUUUUAUGCAUAUGUUAUACUGUAUUAUAAAGGUGAUGUUCAAUUUGUUUGAAUGUUUCAGGUUGCUGUAAUAAAGCACUCAAUACUUGUGAAAUCAAACUUGGGUUUGGGCAGCUGAAUGAUUAUGUUACACAACUGUGCGACUGAGUAGGAUGUUCUUGUGUACUGAUCAGAAGCUGGUACAGUGCAUUUGAGUUUUUAUGGUAUAACUUUGUCAAGAUUGAGAUGCAACAAAGCACAUCAGCUGAGUUAUGGUAAUUGGCUUUGCAUCUGUGAGGCAAAAUGUGCUAGCUAAACCUUACCAGAAGAGAUUUAAACUACUUCGUUUUACAUUGUUCUUAGCUCAUGGCAGCCACAUCCAUAUGGUCAAUUACCACAAUUCACUUGAUGUGUGAUAACAUGUUAAGUUGUGGUAGAACAAUCAUGCGUCUGAAUCCUUAUUUUAAAUCAAGCGUCGUUUGUAAGGGGUGGGUGGAGAAAAACUCAUCUUGACUGCAUUGCUCAAUCUGGUGUCUUCUCUCCCUGCAGUUUAUAAAGAUAACAGUAAAAACCAAACUGUGAUCUUAGAUGAGGAACCAAUAUUUUAUCUGGCAUUUUUCAAUAUGUUCUUGCACUAAUUAAAUCUUCAGCAUAAUUUUAAAUAAGCUAAGAGAUUCCAGCAAUCAAUUGUAUAUCACUGAUGAGCAAGUUAAAGUCAAAAGCAUCAGAGCUAGUCCCUCCCCUCCCUAUUACUAUGUGGGGAGCUUAUCACAUGUGCAGAGGCAUAAAAAAGUUACUGUCAAAUGAAGUUAGAAGGCAGAUAAGAAUUUUAUUCAUGUAAGUGGACAGUUUUGACAAAACUGAGAUAAAUGGAAAACCUAAGCAGAAGCAUAAUACCUAGGAUAAGCAGUACCAUUGCUGUUGUCAGCUGUAUAAUGAACUCCUCAAAACAAUACCAGUAACUUCAUGACUUUUCUAUCAUGAUGCCUUUGCCUCUGUAUUAGUUCAAUUUUCUGUUCAUUUGUACUUCUAUUGAAGUUCUAGAAGCAUUUGUUUUUGCUGGAAUUACAAAAUGAUAGCAACUGAAAUGUCAGUCAGCAAAUGUGAGUAGGUGUGUCAUGCAUCAAUAGAGUUGUGCCAUUUUCAGACAGAAUAGAUGCUGCUUUUGAAGGAGGGGGAAAUGCACGCAGUCCAAUAAUUCCCUGAACUGUAAUAACCAUAAAUAGAAACUUGCUAAUCUUAGUCAUAGCCUCACCAGAGAAGGAUAAGGAAGGCUGCCAUGACAGCAAGAUACUUUUUGGAAGACUGAGUGAGUGCCAUUAAUUGCCAUUGAAUUCCCUCAUACCAAUAAUUUUACUCCAGUUUUUUAAUUACUCUUAUUUGUUGCUUCUACAAAAAAAAACCCAAACCUUGUAAAUGCCCGUACUCAGACGUUAAUAGCAAAGACUUUACGUGGUGCUUGAAUAUUUCUAGUUUGUUAGAAUGUAAAUUGUAUUUUGAAUAUUGGAAGAUCCUUUUUCCUUAUGAAAGCAGGUGAUGCCAUUCAUACCCCAACUGAAUUGCAGAUUAUGCCAAAAAGAUUGGUUUAUGUAAUAUUUAUUAAAUGCACAUAAAACCCUAAUGUCAGCUGGCAUACAAAAUGCACUGUAUUGUAUAAAACGUGUGUGUGUGUGUGAGAGAGAGAGAGAGAAUGGUGGGAUGCUGAUGCCAUUGUGUUGAGUUAAUGCACUACUUGUGUUUUCUUUUUUUCCUUAAUGACCGAGCUUUCCCUCAACCAUGCUACUAGAUUGGUAGAGUUUGUAACUGACUUGGACAUUCAGAUAUUCAAAAUAAUUUCACUGUUUAUUGCAAUUUUAUAAAGCUUAUUUUAUAUUUACUGUGCCGUUAAGAUGAAUUCCCUUUAAUUAUAGAAUACUACUGUAGUUCUUUCAAAGUUUAUUUAGAGUGGAGCUUGUGGAAAAUGAUUCAGAAUAUAGUAAACCAAAAGAAAUCCUGAACUUUGGAUCUACUUCUGAUUUGAUGUAAUUAUUAGUCCUGUUUGGGUGAAGAGGACAGGGGUGGGAAAUCAAGCAAAAGGAAGUACUUUGUAAAAUGUAGUCUUAGAUCAGAUUGAAUUGUGUAUCUGUGUGUCUGUAGUAUGUGUGUGUUUCCCUUGAAAAAUGGGAGGUGUGGUGAAAAGAUGUAAUAAUUCUUAAAAGAGCUGGUCUCAGUACUUUCUGAUUAUGAUAUGCUACUAAAUCACUUUUUAAAACAAACAAACCUUUUCUUUCAGUUACUUUAUCCCAGUUAUACAUCUCUCAUUUCAAUUUCUCGAUACUUUUACAUUUAAUGAUUGUAAAACCCUUUGAAACUGAAAUAAAAAUACCUGAGUUGAAAUGGGGACAAAACAAAAUUAAAACAAUAAAGAAUGUUUUAAAAAAGAAUGUGAGAAUAUUACAUGUAUCAAAACAAGUUUGUCAUCAGGGUGAUAGUUUUUGUUUUAAAAUUCAGUGAUAUACCCUAGAAUGUGAAAAUUACUAUCCUGACAAGAAGUGAACAGUUGGAAAUAAACAAUUCAUCAGCUUGUUUUGUACCACAGAAUUUGUGUUCUGUACUACAGUGAUUCUAAAUCCCGUAAAGAUGACAUGAACAGAUAUCACAUCUCAUAGUCAGUACUGUCUCUAUGUGCUGCUGCAUUUGCUUUUGUUUCAAAAUGUCAAUAUUAUCUGAAGCUAGACAUGACUGAAUUUUGCCAGAUUUCUUCAGUUUGGGGCUUUCAUUGCUCUUUUUGUCCAUAAAUAUUAAUGCAAAUAUUUUUCUUGGUUUUGAAUAAUCAGAAAUCAAUGGAGUUAAUGCAAUAUUAUAAUCCUGGAUUUUCAGUACCUUUGAAACUGAUUUUAAAAAAAUGUGUUCUUGAAACUUAUUUAUUUAUGGUGGCACCAGUGUAUCUAAUCCAUAUUUCCUGCUGUGUGAAACCCUGUUAAAUUUUUUCAUUAAAAAAAGAAGACACGAUCUUGUUUAAUCCUGUAUAUAUGGUGUCUACAUUCUAGAUUUGUGUAUGCUGUGAAUGAACUUAUUACUAAGAGAUGAAAUUGUAUAAAAGCAUUCAGAGGCUAUGCAUGCAUGGUACCUCCAGAAAGUGCAUACUCCAAGUUGCAGAUUCCUGCAAAAAUAAAUUAAUAAAACUAAGCAAACAUAA